GACUCAAUUAAAUUACCUGUCAUAAUCUCCAAUGCUUCCAUCCCUCAGCGUGAAAUUGGGAAAUCAAACUUUUCUACGAACAACAGUCAACGGCACAAAACUACCCAACUCUCUGUCUCAACUUCAGCAGCUACCAAUCACUCAUCGGAACAGCCGCUCCGGUCCAAAGAGCACUGGACUUUGAUCGGCGAUCAUGGCCGGAGUCAUCAACGUCUCCCAGUUUCCAAUCCUCCGAACAUUUUCCCGCCGCAGCAGUGUACCUGCAGGAAUCAGGACCUCCAUUCCGGCAACCAGGGCCUCCUCGUCGGAGACACCUCCGAGCUCUGGCGCCACGACGGCAGCCACUAGAGGAGAAGAACAAGAAGCAGCGCCCUCAUUUGCUGCCCCAGCCGGUUUCAAGACGCCGGAGCCAAAGAGGUUUGCUGUCCGACCAGACAAGGGUUUGGAUGUUGCCGGAGCGGCUCUCGCCCUCUUUUUCCGCCUCGGCACUGGUGUCUUCCUCAAUGGCUACUCAGUGUCUUUCGUGUCCAAAGACGAGAUUCCUGCUGAUCAAUAUGCACUAGAACUAGCAGGUUACAAAGUGAAAGAGACCUCAAAGCUAGGACCUCGUCCAGAGCAGCCAAUCAUGAUAUAUGAGUUUGAAAGCUGUCCUUUCUGUCGAAAGGUUAGGGAAAUUGUUGCUGUCUUGGAUCUUGAUGUCCUAUUUUACCCCUGCCCAAGGAAUGGUCCCAAUUUUCGCCCCAAGGCUGUUGAGUUGGGGGGCAAGCAGCAAUUCCCCUACAUGGUUGAUCCAAAUACUGGAGUUUCAAUGUACGAGUCAGAUGCGAUUAUCAAGUAUCUGGUUGAUAAAUAUGGUGAUGGACGAGUUCCUCUGAUGUUGUCGCUUGGUCUUCUAACGACUUUGACUGCAGGCUUUGCUAUGAUUGGUCGUAUGGGAAGGGGACAAUCAUAUAUUCCAUCCAAAUUGCCUCCGAAACCUCUAGAGUUAUGGGCGUAUGAGGGUUCUCCAUUCUGUAAGCUUGUCCGUGAAGUUCUCGUAGAGUUGGAAUUGCCACAUAUAUAUCGAAGUUGUGCCCGUGGCAGCCCAAAACGGCAGAUACUAUAUGCAAAAACUGGACAUUUUCAGGCACCUUAUCUUGAAGACCCUAACACAGGUGUACAGAUGUUUGAGAGUGCAGAAAUCAUUGAGUAUCUAACAGCGACUUAUGCUGCAUAAAACAACCAAACUUCUCCAUGGGAAUACCUUACUUUCCAGAGCAGCCUGCUUUGCUUCACCCCAUCCUCCUGCUUUUACUAUGUACAAAUUCAUAUAGUUAUUCACUAGAAAAUGCAUUGUUAAAAAAUUGCUCUGUAGCCUUGCUUGCUGCAAUAGAAUGAAGGAAGAGGUUAAUGUUGAUGUUCAGGACUAUGCAAACUCCGUUGUACUAUACUGAAGGUAGAAAGAUUGUGAUGGAGCAUUGACAUUGAAUUCAAAACCGCAAAAUGGCUGAUAGGGAAGAAGUUUGGGGAGUGACUGCAGCCAUAGUGAUGACGACCAAUUCUGAAACCACCACAAACGACCCCAAACAGGCAGACUAAUAGAAUGCUGAUAUUAAGUUGACCUGAUCCCACCAAAGAGCAGUAACCCAAAUAUACAUUUGCGGGUCUCGAAUUUAAGGCUGCAGGCUUCGUGCAAGGGUUGCUGUUUGUCCAUUUGCGGGAAGACUUUUGUCUUAAGGAUCCCGACUGUUUUGGCUAACUAGUAAUCUGUAACCCAUGUUUCAUACGGGUAAGCAUGGCUGUAGAAGCAGCUGGUCUGAUCUGCCUACAAAAGUAAAAGGAGAAGAAGAUAGAUUUGUGUUGCCGAACAAACCCAUUUCGGAAAGAGUAGUGCUGUGGUCCUCUCCAUCCAUAGUGCGGAGUUCAGGACAGGAGGGCAUAAUUCAAAGCUUACCCACAUAAUAUGCGGAAUCUGCUAAUAAUAUAAUAUCAGAACGUUCUGAAGCAGAGAAAUAAAGAGU
This is a messenger RNA of Linum tenue, 2000 nucleotides long. Lineage: Eukaryota; Viridiplantae; Streptophyta; Magnoliopsida; Malpighiales; Linaceae. The record is from the annotation of a GenBank genome assembly.